Messenger RNA from Trichosurus vulpecula (common brushtail), 2170 nucleotides. RefSeq names its product centrosomal protein of 78 kDa-like. The transcript has a single exon. Gene Ontology annotation, molecular function: protein binding. Bases 171 to 1400 code for a protein of 409 amino acids. Lineage: Eukaryota; Metazoa; Chordata; Mammalia; Diprotodontia; Phalangeridae. Gene Ontology annotation, cellular component: centrosome. The record is from RefSeq and is a predicted model, not a curated record.
AACAGAAGCCCUGCUCUUGGAAGGGCGUUAAGGCUGCGGGAUGGACAACGAAGCUGGAGCCAUCUGAGGCAGAAAACCAGGCAGCAGCGUGGGACUGAGUGGACUGAGAUAGAUGUGCCUAGGAUUGAGUUGUCUGUGCAGGGGCGGGGGGUUCCGAUCGAUGUCAAGAAAUGACCAACACCGCACAGCCGCGCAAAGAGGGCUGCUCAGAUUUCCUUUCGCAGUAUGAGCACAUCUGCGCGCUCCAGGGCUUGGUACCUCUCCCAGCGGUGAGGACCAGCCUGAAGAUGGGUACGCUGGGCUUUAAUGCGGAUCGCCUCCGCUUACUGGACUGGGUGCCUUUGCUGAGCGCCCUGAGGAUCAACAAAACCCUGCCCUCCGUCUCAGUCAGGAGCACCUUUCAGCCAUCCUUGCAAGACACUCUGAUGGAGAAGCAUAAAUCCUACACGAGAAGGCGCAUCCCCGCCGUCACUACUAAAGAAGUCACUAUUCAGUUGUGUAAAGCUAUCAAAGGCUGCUUAACCACAUCUACUGCUCUAACCAACCUCGAGUUUCAGGGAAUCCUUUUAAGAGGGCGAGAUAUAAUGUUCUUAGCCAAGGGAUUGAGUAAAUCAGCAUCCCUGGCACACCUCUCUCUGGCGUUUUGUCCAAUUGGAGAUGUAGGUUUAGAAAUAAUCUGUCAAAACAUCAGGAGCAUAACAACUCUGAAGACUGUAAACUUCACUGCGUGCAAUCUUACUUGGCGAGGAGCAAAGCAUAUAUCCAACGUCUUAAAAUAUCAGGCAGUAAAAAGGCAUGAGGAAGUUUGGACCGCCAAUCUUCGCAGCAGAAAUGCUGAUCUGGAGGGCAUGGGUGGCUUGAAGCGAGUCACUUUCAAUUCCAACCCACUUGUAGGCGAUCAAGGUGCCCAUGCUUUUGCAGACUCGAUUUGUGACAAUUUAUGGCUGAGAGCCCUUGACCUGCAGUUGUGUGGAAUUAGCAGUGGGGGCGCCAAAGCUUUACUAGAUAGUCUGGAAUCCAACGCAACUCUGGUGGUUCUGGAUAUAAGAAAAAACCCACUUGUUGAUCAUUCUUUGAUGAGGGCAAUUGUUGAUAAACUUAACCAUAAUGCAAAGAGUACUAAAUCAGAAUUUAAGUGGUUAAGUUCUUCCUCUUUAAAGGACUUUUUCAAAGGCAAACAGAAGAGAAGAACUAUAAUUCUGGGAAGUGGUCGAAAAGGAAAAGCUACUAUUCGGAUUGGCGUACCAUCAAAGAAACCCAUAUUGACUGGAAGAAGAUAUGUCCCAGCAAAAGAAUUUUAUGUCCCAGAUCCAUCACCAGGUGUACCUUGGCGUACAGCAGAACGGGCAAAGAGGUAUAGGGGUUUCCCACAGAUCAAAAGCAGAGAUAUAUCGUGUUGAGUGAAAUGCCAGGUUGUGUCACUUUUGAAGAGAAAGAAAACUUAAAGGAUAAGACAUCCAUUUGAAAGAGAGAAACGAGAUAGCAUGGUUCAAAAUAAACACCCACAUCUUGCCUUAAACACAUAUUUUGUAAAAACAAGAAGAGCUAUGGUGCCCUUAUGAGAGUCAUUGAAACUACAUUAAAAUGGAAUAUUCAAAUCUGUAUUGCUGAAGUAGAAAUUCAUCCCAGUUAUAAUUGCCUCUAAUAAUUUAGAUAGUAUUUGUUAGUUUGCAAGGAAGUUCCCCCAAUGUAUGACUAAGUUCCUAUCCUUUUUUGAUUUAGUUUUUUUUUUAAAGAAGAAAAAUAGUUUUGUUUUUUUCUCCUAAGGCCUAUCAGGAAAGUCUUAUUAAACAUGUAAAUCCCCAGUGAUUACCAGGUGAUCAAAUAAGAAUUUGCCAUUUUUGAAAUGCUAAGCAUUGGAUUCUGAAUGUGAUGCACCCCAAAGAGGGGACAACCUGGCCCAUUUAAUAAUGCAUACUUCAUUUACAGUUCUGAGUACUAUCUUUCUUCCAGCUAUGAUAUUUCCCUCAGUUAUAGUCUUGAUGCAUGUGGAUCUCUAAGUACAUUUUAACGUAGAACAACAACGGGAUGAUACACUCCACAAAAUUCAUGAAGAGGAAAUAGACAUAUUUCGGCAUGGGAGAAUAUUUAUGCAUUAUUUAACAGCAAUAAUGUUUGAAUUCAUACAUUAUGCAAAUGCAGUUAUAAUCAGGAAAAUUAAAGAACUUGG